Messenger RNA from Wallemia ichthyophaga EXF-994, 1515 nucleotides. Its product is annotated as Anthranilate synthase component 1. Bases 1 to 1515 code for a protein of 504 amino acids. The record is from RefSeq and is a predicted model, not a curated record. Lineage: Eukaryota; Fungi; Basidiomycota; Wallemiomycetes; Wallemiales; Wallemiaceae. Gene Ontology annotation, biological process: L-tryptophan biosynthetic process. The transcript is spliced from 5 exons. Gene Ontology annotation, molecular function: anthranilate synthase activity.
AUGUCGUCAAUCUACAAGCCAAGUCUCGCAGAUGUGCGCUCACUCGUACUCGAUCAACAGAAAGGGAAUUGCGUACCUGUGUACACCAGCAUACAAGCAGAUCUACUUACGCCUGUAAUCGCCUACUUGAAAAUAUCACAAAACUCAAAUCACAGCUUCCUCCUCGAGAGUGUCGCUGCGAAUGAGCGUAGCAGAUACUCUUUCAUUGGUGCUUCCCCACUCAAGCUUAUGAAAUCUGGCCCAAAUGAGGACAUUUCUGGUGAUCCUAUGCCUGCACUUGAAGCGGAACUUGGAAAGUACAAAUAUGUUAAGGUCGAUGGCUUGGACACCUUCACUGGCGGUGCUGUUGGCUACGUCGCUUACGAUUGUGUUCACCACUUCGAACCAAAGACAAAAAGAGAACUCAAAGAUCCACUCGGGAUCCCUGAAUCUAUGUUCAUGAUCUGUGACACUAUUCUUGUCUUCGAUCAUGUUUUCCAGAAAGUCCAAGUUGUUAGUCAUGUCAAUGUUCCAGAUAACUGCAAUGAAGUCACCCUUCAAGCCAAGUACGCUGUAGCAAUUGACAAGAUUAGAAAGACUGUUGAAUUGCUAGAGGAUCAGCAAAUGCCUAGGGGUCCUUACCAGCCAAUGAUUGGUCAAUCCGGUGAAGCUUUCAGUAACGUCGGUAAGACCGGAUACGAGGGCUUCGUUACAUCUCUCAAGGAACACAUCAACAAGGGUAACAUCAUCCAAGCUGUACCUUCACAAAGACUAGCAAGACCGACGCAGCUUCACCCAUUCAACGUUUAUAGACACCUGCGCACUGUCAACCCAUCCCCCCACAUGUUCUAUCUUGAUUUCAACGGUGAUAGCCCAGAAGGUGUAAGGUUUGUGGGUGCUUCACCUGAAACGCUCUGCAGGGUAGAGAACAACAAGGUGUUUAACCACGCAAUUGCUGGUACUGUCAAAAGAGGUAAAACUAAAGAGGAAGAUGAGAGGCUGGGAGAAGAGUUAUCUCAAUCUGAAAAGGAUAGAGCUGAGCACAUUAUGCUUGUCGAUUUGGCGAGAAAUGACGUCAACAGAGUCUGUAAACCAGAGACUGUCAAUGUCGACGAGCUGAUGAAGGUCGAAAGAUUCUCUCACGUCAUCCACCUAACUUCACAGAUAUCUGGACAGCUGCGUGAAGGAAAGUCUCGCUUCGAUGCUUUCAGAUCCAUCUUUCCAGCUGGGACCGUGUCCGGUGCACCAAAAGUCAAGGCAAUGGAGCUGAUCGGUGAGCUGGAGGGUGAACGCAGAGGAAUAUACGCCGGUGCAGCUGGUAGAUUUGAUUUUGCAGAUAAUGAAAUGGAUACGUGUAUCGCUAUCCGCACCAUGACAUUUAAAGAUGGCGUAGCAUACCUGCAAGCAGGUGGUGGGAUUGUGUAUGACAGUGUUGAAGAGGACGAGUAUAUCGAGACUAUAAACAAGCUUAUGGGUAACGUCAAAUGCAUAGAUCAAGCCGAAGAAUACUAUCGUAUGCUUAACGGUGAACUAUAA